CCACGUCUGAAUAUCGAUGAUCGAUUGCUUCUGUCUUUUGAAACCAGGAAGUGUCUCAUUCUGUUUACAGUGAGCUAGCACGAGUUCAUAUGGUUUUAGGUUGCAGUUAGAGUUGAACAAAAUGACAGAAACAUUAAACGGAGCUGCGUUUGACGCUGUGACGGUGCACAAUUUUUCGGAGAAGAUUUUGGAGCAACUCAUUCAUUUCCACGUCAUGAAGCUCAGCGGAGGGUUCUUCCUGUGGGUCGGUUCGAGUCCGGUCCUGUCCAACCUGGCGGUCUCCAUGAGCAGCAAAUUCGAUUCCAUGCCUUUAUCCACAUUAGUCUUGGGAGACCCGUCCAACACUGCUUCAAAUUCCCUGGCACAGAGAUUAGCAAAGAAGACCAAAAAGCAAGUCUUUGUGAGUUACAGUAUUCCAUUGACGGACUCCAACUUCAGCCUUCUGGUGGAGAACAGAAUCAAAAAGGAGCUGGAGCUUCACCCGGAGCACUUCUGAGCACAUACGAUUUGUUUAUUUAGUUUAUUUUUCUAAGAAAGAACUUUGACUUGUAGUCCCCUUCCAAAUACUGUAACCUCACUCCAACACAAUAACCACACUCAGUCACAUCAAGUGUUCUUUUAUUGACAUAAUAAAUUAAGUGGUUUAUUAUCAAAACAUGUAGGCCUAUGGCUUUUUGUACAAAUGCAUCAUAUUAAAAAAAUAACACUUAGAAAACAG
Messenger RNA from Notolabrus celidotus (New Zealand spotty), 718 nucleotides. It is a transcript of the gene psmg4, whose product is annotated as proteasome (prosome, macropain) assembly chaperone 4. Gene Ontology annotation, biological process: proteasome assembly. Lineage: Eukaryota; Metazoa; Chordata; Actinopteri; Labriformes; Labridae. The transcript has 3 exons. The record is from RefSeq and is a predicted model, not a curated record. The coding region runs from base 122 to 496 and encodes 124 amino acids.